Dermacentor albipictus is the source of this 4068-nucleotide messenger RNA. RefSeq names its product ankyrin repeat domain-containing protein 16-like. Gene Ontology annotation, molecular function: protein binding. Lineage: Eukaryota; Metazoa; Arthropoda; Arachnida; Ixodida; Ixodidae. Gene Ontology annotation, cellular component: ciliary inversin compartment. The record is from RefSeq and is a predicted model, not a curated record. Gene Ontology annotation, biological process: protein localization to ciliary inversin compartment.
GUUGGGCUUGGGCGGUUGGGCUGGGCCUUCUAGCAUAGACUUCUAGCUUUGAGCGUGCUGUGCAUACUACAUGAUAUUACACCCGCCGUCGUAUUCGAUAUGCUGUACUGCAGCCCAGAUCAAACAAAACAGAGGCUUAUGGAGCAUGCACAGCGUGAUAGCAUAAGUGAUAUGAGGCUCAUUCUCAGCAAAGAAUGCGGCGACAGUGUCGAACAGAUUGCGCAGUACGUGCAAAAAAUCACCUACGAGAAGUGUGGCGACACCUUGGCUCACGUUGCAUCUCGAUGCGGAUCCCUGAAAGUACUUCGAUUCAUCUGCAAGGAAGUCAGUUGCCUGACGCUCCUUGAAAGCCAAAACCACGACGGCAAAAGGCCGUUGCAUGAAGCUGCUCAGUCAUCUCGACUUGAUGUAGUGCAGUUUCUUAUUCAUCAAGGAUGCCAGAUAGAUCCUCUAAAAAGGGCUGACUGGACGCCACUUAUGUUGGCAUGUACAAAGAAUCACUUGGAAGUGGUUCAAACACUAGUUGCAAGGGGUGCCAAUACAAACCUUCGAAAUAAGGAUGGUUGGACGCCAUUUCACAUCUCAUGCAGGGAAGGCCAUGUACAUAUAAUGUCCUGCCUCUUGGACAUGUUUCCAGAUGCAUGGAACACUAGCAGCAAAAACAAAAGAACGCCACUUCACACAGCUGCCUUACAUGGCCAUGUGCAGUGUGUAAAGCUGCUUCUGAGCAGGGGCUGCUACCUGCCAGAUGUAGCAGACAACUGUGGCACCACGCCCUUCAUGGAUGCUGCACAGGCAGAUCAGGUGGCCAUUAUGGACUGCUUGGCAGAGCUCCAAAAGGUUGACAUAACCAAGAUGGAUGUAUUGGGCAAUAGCAGCCUGCACCUGGCAGCACAGGCAGGUGCCAUAUCUGCUAUUUGGUCACUUAUUGAAAAAUAUGCCCUAGACGUCAACAGCAUCAACUCAUGGGGACAGACUCCACUCCAUCUGUCUGCUAAGGUGGGCCAACAUGACGUGGUUAAACUGCUGAUUGGCCUAGGUGCUAUAUGCAAUGCCAGAGAUAACAAGGGCCGCACAGUUCAGGACUGCCUGUAACGGGUGCACGAACUUCACUGCGCCAGGCUUAACCUUCGCUGGACAGUAUCAACAUUGGCUCAAACUUCACAUGCGCAGCUUGAGAGGGUUGAAGCUUGUGCAUUUCAACUGGGUAGGCAUUUCUGACUCAUUUUGAGCACGAUUAAUUAUAUAUACAAACGAAGACGCUGUCGCUAUGGUGUUGUCGGUUCGAAGGCCAAUCGUGCGGGGUUCGGUCGAACAAUGGUCGGCAUGCUGAAUUUGUCUGUGCCGUCGACAAGCAAGCCUGUCGCGGUACGACAACUCGUGCUCGUCAGUUAAUUUGUAUAUGGUUGCUUUGUCAGCCUGUUAUGAUGGCUUCAGUCACGCACUGUGCUGAAUAGUCGGUCAGUCGUUGGCGUGAGUGUCUUGUGUGGUCUCGUAUCGACCCAGUGCUACCGCGCCUUAAACAAGUACGUGAAGGCAGGCACACCCGCACGCUGAGGUAGUGGGCACGGACACCCCAUUUGGCGAUAGCUGUGUCUGAAGGGGCAUAGUUCUGACUGGUGUUGUAUAAGUCACGGGUCACUUUUUUUGUCACGACAAUAGCACUGCUCGAGGAGGGCACAUGUAACCGACAAAUGGAGGCCUCAGGAGAGCACCCAAGGGGUAGAGGGAGGAUCAAAGCUGGAAGCAGGGCAGCCCGUGGGUUGGGGCCACAGAGGCCGAAGUGUGCCAGGGGGUGUUCACAUAAAAAAUUGGCAUUACCCGCAGCAGCGCGGCAAUCAGUUGUUGCCGCAGCGCUAGCAGACAAGUGCGCAGUGAGCGAACACUUGUUUGUCGUAACACACUCACUUCAGUGAACCUGAACAGCACCCUGUUCCAGCUGCUCUAGAAUGCGAUAGGACACAUUCUAUUCCUGCAAAACAGUUCGGGAAUUCACUCUGACGAGGGCUGACGUGACUUGGCCCAGUUUGAAGUGUGGGCGGCCAUUUUCGUCGGUGGGCUCACCAGCCGUCCGGCUCAUGAUGUCAGUCCAGAGUGCCUGCCCAUUGGAGGAUGCUCAUGUGCAUCCGCCUCAGAGGAGUAAAAGCUCCUUUUUUCUAAAGUUGUACCUGACUAUAGACUGUACAGCAUCCAAUUUUUGCCAAUGUAGUGCAACUGUGCCAUGCAUAGAUUGCAUCCGUGUUAAGCUAGACUAUACCACACCUUUAGCUUGGCCACCCCAAUACAGUCUUGGAGCAGAGGCAGAACACAUCGAGGCCCUUGAAUGUAGACUACCAGAUAGAGAAAACCAGCUGGACUCGGUAAACACUUCGCGUUACACCAGAACAGAAUACAAGCAAGGAGACAGCACGGGCUGGUUCUCCACUGUACGUCACUUCCGUCAGGCGAUAAUGGCAGCUUUCCUUUUUUUUUUUUCAGUUUCAGUAUGAAUUGUGACGAAUUGACCUGUAUUUAAAAUGCAAGAUUUUUCACAGAGGCUAUUGUCUGUCUAAAUGACCUGAAACUGGGCUUCUUACGUGGUCGAAAAUUUCAUUGCAAUUGGCCUUUAAAAUGAAUAUUCAAGCAUGCAUUUGAGGAAAUUACCAAUUCCACUUUGAAAAAUAGUCUAACUCGAAAUGAUGACAAAAAAUAUGCUCUUGGUCUCAUUCGCCUAAGGUGUACUAGCUUAGUAAUUGAACUUUGAAAGUGAUAUGAGUAAGUCACAACAAUUAAAGAAUAUGCUACUGGUCUCAUUUGCCUAAGGUGUGCCACUUUCCACUUUCUAAAGGGCCCCUCGCCAGGUUUGGGCACUGCAAACAAACAAGCGCGACUAGUAGAUCACGCGGUGGUGAUAGUGUCUGCAAAGUAUGAAACAACUGUAUGGCCUUCCUCUUGAGGGAGCUGCACGUCAAGCAAGAGAGUCAACGUAACAUGCACAGAUGCCUCCAUGCAAGCCACACUGCUUGGAAUGUCACCGACCGUAGCACAUGCAUUUGGUUAAUCAUGCAAUGCAAGAAGCGAACUGCAUUGCCCAGCAAUAAAAAAAAAAAAAAAGGAGGUAGGUCUUGUCGCAUGAACCCCUUAGCUCCAGUUUGGGAGAAGGCAGGGAAAAAAAAUUUUUUUGCAGACACUAGUCGAGGCAAAAGGAGAGCAUCUCUGUUAACAGUGACACUUGUCUCCUGGCAGCAUGUUAACAGGAAGUUCAAUUUCUUCUAGCUCCAGCAAUAAUGAAUAGAUUUGAAAAAUUAUUUCGGUGAAACGUUGCCUAGAUGCCACUUCACAACUUCUAAUGAAUAACCAAAAUUUGCAAUGGGGCUUGGUGGAAGGGUCUUUUAAAUCAAAUUGCUUUCUUCGGCUCUUUCGCCAGUUUUUGCGGUUGAACUUUCACUGCUGAUACAAAGACCACAUGCUCUCAUCUAGCCAGGUUGCGGGGCAUGUAUCAGAUUAAAAUAGGCAAUGGGAGACAAUGCGAAGGUAGAACUUGGCUCUGUCGGAGACAUGCCUCUGCAACGUCGUCUAAAGUUGUGCGUGUAAGCAAAUUGCCGGGCCAGAUGGUACAUGGCACUUGUGUCGAGCUUUAGGGCACUUGAAGGGUUAGAUGCUGUGGUAGAGCACUCGGGAAGGCUGCCCUGUCCCCUUGUGGUGGCUGCAGGAGAAUGCCCCAGUACUGCUAUAGAUGUACUGGUUAAUGGAACAGACACUACAUAAAUGUCCUUAGUGCAACUAAUAUAUAUCUUCAAUGAAGCAAACAGCUUUCCAGAAGUGUUUGUCUAUUCACUUGCAUUGGUUCAUUGUCCAUGAUUUCUCGCAAUUAUUUUUUUGUUUGGUUUCUUUUAUGCAAAACACUCCGUAAAUGUAAUGAAUAUGAAUACUGUCUCUGGAACUUGCUUACUUUUGCAAAUUAACAGUAUUGUUCACCCUUCUCUACAACAGCAUAUGACCUGGCAAAGGAUAAUGGCCACAAGAGCUGCUCUCAACUCUUGCAGCCUCAUAAUAUAAAGACACAAUAAAAAUGCUUGUUUUGGACAA